AUGAUGAAGAAGGAAGUGGUGGUGGUGGUGACUAUGGUGACAACGGUGGCGACGGCUACCGUACUGUUAGCGGUAGCGGGGCGUUGGAAGAGACGGCACGAAAGACGGUGGAAGCGCACACAACGAAUGCUGACUAAAUUUGCAAGGGAGAGUGCAACUCCGGUGACGAAGCUUUGGCAGGUGGCGGAUGCCUUGGUCGUUGAUAUGAAAGCCGGCCUCGAAUCUGAUGACAGAAGUAAGCUCAACAUGGUCAUCGCCUACACUGGAUCGCUUCCCACCGGUGAUGAGGAGGGAUCAUAUUAUGGUUUGAGUCUUCGUGGAACAAACUUCUUGAUAUUGCAUGCCCAAUUGGGGGGAAAGAAUGGUGGUGUAAUAAAAAAACACCGUGAAGAGGUGCCCAUACCAGCCAAUUUGAUGGACGGAACCUCAGAGGAAUUAUUCGAUUACGUCGCUAAGGAGCUAGUUAUAUAUUUUGCAGUAAAUAGUGUUAGAUCAGAAGGACAAAAGCAACUUGGUAUUACAUUUUCAGUUCCAGUAGACCAAUCUGCAGUCUGGACUGGCACUGCGAUAAAGUGGAAGCGAUUCUCAGUUGAUGAUCCAGUGGGGAAAACCAUGGUGAAUGAGUUAAACCGUGCCCUGCAGAAACAUGGCUUGGACAUGCUGGUUUCUACACUGGUUGAUGAUACUGUUGGAGAGUUAGCUGGAGGGAGAUUCAACAGUAGAGAUGUUGUUGCUGCAGUUACCCUGGGAAUGGGGACAAACGCGGCUUAUGUGGAGCGUGCAGAAGCGGUUCCUAAGUGGAGUGGCCGUCUACCCAAUACGGAAGAGAUGGUUAGUUGAACAGUCGAUAUGUGUGCUCUGUUGCAGGUUAUUAACAUGGAUUGGGGGAAUUUUAGUUGUUCUCAUCUUGCAAUAACAAGCUAUGAUGCCUGCUUAGAUGCUGAAAGCUUGAAUCCUGGUGAAAGGAUAUUUGAAAAACUCAUCUCAGGGAUGUAUCUGGGAGAUAUUGUGAGAAGGGUUCUAUUGAAAAUGGCGGAGGAAACAGCUUUAUUUGGAGAUACAGUCCCUCCUAAGCUUAGAAUUCCAUAUGUGUUAAGGUCUCCUGAUAUGGCGCUCAUGCAUCAAGACACGUCAGAGGAUCGUGAAGUGAUCGGAGAGAAGUUGAAGGACAUCUUUGGGAUCGCAGAUUCUACAAGGAUGGUAAGAGAAGUGGUUGCCGAGGUGUGCGACAUUGUUACAGAGCGUGGGGCCCGACUGGCUGGAGCUGGCAUAGUAGGUAUUCUGAAGAAACUGGGAAGAACAGAGACAAAGAGAAGUGUUGUAAUAGUAGAGGGUGGUCUAUACGAGCACUAUAGACUAUUCAGAAACUAUUUGCACAGCAGUAUUUGGGAGAUGCUUGGGAAGGAGUUUUCAGACAAUGUCAUAAUUGAGGAGUCUCUUGGUGGAUCUGGAAUUGGAGCGGUGCUUCUCACCACUUCCCAUUUACAACCUAUCUCAGCUUCAGAUUCCUAACGCUUCCACCAUUUGGUUUUUCUGCAUUUGGGAAAGUGAGCCUUUUUCUUCCUCCCCUGCUUCCCCAAUGCAAAAGUCGGGUGACCAGGCCAGUAAUCGUGUAGAGUAAUCCAUAUAAAUAUAAAUAUUAAAAUGAGUGAACCCCACCAAAUUUAAUGUCUCAGUUUAUCAAGUAUAAAGUCAAUCAAGCAUUCCUUACCUGAAUGCUUCAGAAAUAGAAAUGAGUCUGAGGUUUUAGGUAAAAGUCAUAUUUGUGCUGAAAUUCAAGA
This is a messenger RNA of Nelumbo nucifera (sacred lotus), 1781 nucleotides long. The record is from RefSeq and is a predicted model, not a curated record. NCBI's taxonomy places the organism in Eukaryota, Viridiplantae, Streptophyta, Magnoliopsida, Proteales, Nelumbonaceae.